UCGGUGCCGCUGCUUGGGGGCUGUAGUGACCGCGCCGCUCCUGCUGGGGGCUGCCCUUGCCAAGGACCUACCUCUGUCGUCUCCUCUUCCGCCGCCCAGUUUCCCUGCAAGAACACCCCCCGAGAUGGCAGAGGAGAACAGCAAUACCAGGGACUGCCUGUCCUCCAGCGUGCUCAGCUGGGAUCAGGUCAGCCGUCUGCAUGAGGUCCUGACCGAGGUCGUACCCAUCCACGGACGAGGCAACUUUCCGACCUUGGAGAUAACUCUGAAGGACAUCGUCCAGACCGUGCGCAGCCGGCUGGAGGAGGCGGGCAUCAAAGUGCAGGACGUCCGGCUGAACGGCUCUGCGGCUGGCCACGUCUUGGUCAAAGACAACGGCCUGGGUUGCAAAGACCUGGACCUCAUCUUUCAUGUGGCUCUUCCCACAGAGGCGGAGUUUCAGCUGGUCAGAGAUGUGGUGCUGUGCUCCCUCCUGAACUUCCUGCCGGAGGGUGUGAAUAAGCUCAAGAUCAGCCCGGUCACCCUGAAGGAGGCCUACGUCCAGAAACUGGUGAAGGUCUGCACGGACACGGACCGCUGGAGCCUGAUUUCCCUCUCCAACAAGAACGGGAGGAACGUGGAGCUGAAAUUCGUCGACUCCAUCCGGCGCCAGUUCGAGUUUAGCGUGGACUCUUUUCAGAUCAUCUUGGAUUCGUUGCUCUUUUUCUACGACUGCUCCACUAGCCCCAUCUCUGAGCACCUCCACCCCACGGUGAUCGGGGAGAGCGUGUAUGGGGACUUUGAGGAAGCCUUCGACCACCUGCAGAACAGACUGAUUGCCACCAAGAACCCCGAAGAGAUCCGGGGCGGGGGGCUGCUCAAGUACAGCAACCUCCUGGUGCGGGACUUCAGGCCCACGGACCAGGAGGAGAUCAAAACGUUAGAGCGUUACAUGUGCUCCAGGUUUUUCAUCGACUUCCCGGACAUCCUCGAACAGCAAAGGAAGCUGGAGACCUACCUUCAAAACCACUUUGCCGAGGAAGAGAGGAGCAAGUACGACUACCUCAUGAUCCUUCGCAGGGUGGUGAACGAGAGCACCGUGUGCCUCAUGGGGCACGAGCGGAGGCAGACCCUGAACCUCAUCUCCCUCCUGGCCUUGCGCGUGCUGGCAGAACAAAACAUCAUCCCCAACGCCACCAACGUCACCUGCUACUACCAGCCAGCUCCAUACGUCAGCGACGGCAACUUCAACAACUACUACGUUGCCCACCCCCCAGUUACCUACAGCCAGCCGUACCCUACCUGGCUACCCUGUAACUAACCCUGAGACCUGAGGGUUUCCACAGCGGGGACCCCAAUAGGGCAAGGGCUCUCAGGUAGGGGAGCCUCCUUCUAGAUGUAGGUGUUUGGCUUUUAAAGGGGAACUCAGCUCUGAUUCUGCUUAUUUUGUUCUUUGUGCACCCAUUGGAAUGGGUCUACAGUAUAUCAUGAGCCAACCCUGAAGGGACCCCAUCAUUCCAGUGCCACUUUGGAAAACGCUAUAGGAAGUAGGACCCAUCCACAUCUUUCCGAGAGAGACACUAACAUGUCACGUCUCAAACAUCCGCGCGGGAACAUUUGGAGCUCUGUGCGCUAAUGGAAUCUGGGAAAGUUCCUGGGCGGUGUUUCUCACUCGGGCCUACGGUUGGCUCUGUUGGCCCUCACUUGGGGUUCUCAGCUGUUAGGUGAAAGUUGUGGUGAUAGUCUAUUUUCUUGUACCAAUUUUAGCCAGGCAGAAAAUGGUGGACAUGAGAGUGGUCUCGUGACUGCAUUUUUCUGUUCGGGAGACUGAAUUGCGUAUGUUUAUUCCCUGUUAGCAGAGCUGAGGAUUUCUUCUCAUCAAUAAACCAAAGCCGGUAGCUGGAGAAUUGAGAUCUGGUUGAAAGUGGUUUAUGGUUUAGAUGUUGUGCUCUCACGAGGAUUUGUGAGAUAUUGCUGAGGGGGGAAAAAAAA
Molecule: messenger RNA, 1971 nt
Organism: Lynx canadensis (Canada lynx)
Lineage: Eukaryota; Metazoa; Chordata; Mammalia; Carnivora; Felidae
Gene: TENT5C
Product: terminal nucleotidyltransferase 5C
Exons: 2
Coding region: 125-1300 (391 amino acids)
Biological process (GO): mRNA stabilization
Molecular function (GO): poly(A) RNA polymerase activity; RNA binding
Source: RefSeq, a predicted model, not a curated record